Marasmius oreades (fairy-ring Marasmius) is the source of this 1203-nucleotide messenger RNA. RefSeq lists its product as uncharacterized. The transcript is spliced from 4 exons. Bases 1 to 1203 code for a protein of 400 amino acids. The record is from RefSeq and is a predicted model, not a curated record. Lineage: Eukaryota; Fungi; Basidiomycota; Agaricomycetes; Agaricales; Marasmiaceae.
AUGAACCACUACACUUGCCAGACAUCUACCGAACAUCCAGACUCUCAAAAUUACCAAAGAUUCUCACCCUCACAGGGAUGGUCCAUCGCAGACUCACCAGAUUGGUGUGGGUUGGCUUCACGUUAUUGCCAAACACCUAUUGCCCCUAUUCCUAGCUUAUUCAGGAUUCCUGGUGUGGAAGACAAAGAAUUCUUUAUUCGCAAAUGCUAUGAGGAUCUAUUCCAGCUCCUAUCUGGGAGCUACUACAAUCUUCAGUCCAUGUUGAUCACAGGUCAGCAGGGCAUCGGUAAAAUGGUUGCUCUCUUCUAUGUAUUCUUACGCUUCCUUUCUGAAAGACCCACACAAGACAUAGCCUUUGUCGAUGGGAAAACGGUUUAUCUCUUCAUUGACCAGGAAGUUUACCAAUGGGAUAUCACAGAUGUCCCAUAUCUCCCAGAACGCCUCGAUGAUUAUUCUCCCCUGAUGGUUUUUGUCAGAAUGGAUAAUUCAUCGGCUUGCCUUCCUGUAACACUUUGGGAGGGCAACAUUGUCAUGCAAGCGACUUUGUUCGGGAGGGACAAUCACCUUUGGGCCAGGAGCCUACCAUUGAUUACAACUGUUCCAUUUUUCAACUGCGAUGAAUUUAUCAAUGCAUUCACCUGCAGUCUCUCGGGUAGGAAUUUCCUGAAGGAGCUUGACCAAAUGGUGAGGAAAUUACCACUCGAUAACAGUCAAGACUCUCCGACUACUGGAACCCUCUUGCAUCUGGGGGACUCGCAGAACUCGGAUGUGAUAUUGGAUGUGUUGGAUAACUUCAAAGAAUAUGUGGCAAAGGUAGCAGUCGAAGGCAGCGAGCAACAAGUGAUUCAUUUGGAGCUUGAUAUAGAAGAAGCUGACGAAUCUGACCUUAGUCUCCAAGGCUCUCAGUCUGCUGCAACGCCUAUACCUGCCAUCUUGCCUUAUGCAUUGACCGAGCAGUCACACAUUGUGGGUAUCCUCUUCAGCAUGGACGAGAGAAUGAGAGUCACUGUCCUCGUGGACAACGCAGUCGAGAUGUUUGGUCCAAUUCCCUGGGAUGUCUUCGAAGCAAUUUUAUGCCCUACUGACACGGAUCUGGGACUAAUGUGGGCCUUGCAUGACUUCUCAGCACAAACAUUAAAUAAUGUCACAAAGAUCCUCUCACACUCCUGGAGUUCGAGCCUCUUGGAAGAGAUUCAUCGCUAA